GUCCCAGCAUCUGCUGUGGAAGCUGUUGCGGUUGCUACGACCACAAUUGGUGUGGAGGCUGUUGCGGUGGAUGCGGUGAUUGUGGCUGCGGUGGCUGUGGAGGUGGUUGUGGGUGUGGUGGUUGCGGAGGUGGAUGUGGGUGUGGUGGCUGCGGAUGUGGGUGUGGUGGUUGCGGAUGUGGAUGUGGCGGAUGCUGUUAACUCAUUGGAAAAUCAAAGUGUUUAGGAAAAACUAA
This is a messenger RNA of Dibothriocephalus latus, 235 nucleotides long. The record is from the annotation of a GenBank genome assembly. NCBI's taxonomy places the organism in Eukaryota, Metazoa, Platyhelminthes, Cestoda, Diphyllobothriidea, Diphyllobothriidae.